GCGCAAGAACGUCACUACACGGAGCAUACGUACUGGCGCUCAGUCGUUUGCUUUUUCUUUGCACCUUUUCGAUUGGCCGGUAGGACGGGGCAGAGGGGAGUGGGGCAAGGCCCCAAAGACCAGCCUCAUUAUUGUCUUUAUGAAACUGGACGCGAUAAGCACCCCAACUCAGGGUCUCCGUCAAGACGAAGCUCCGCAGCAUACAAGCUGACUCUCCCACUCCGUUGUGGUCUUUCUCUCUCCCCUCUCGCUCAGAGAUCACGUCAUUGAACCGCCCACGCAGAUUUCGUCUCGCGCCCAGCGGAUUUUCAGCCUGCAUAGACCAGCUCCGCACCCCGACGGGCGGACGACGGACAGAGACAGAGGAGCGUCUGCAUUGGUACGGCCAACCACAGAGGCGCGCCCACCAUGAAUGGCGGUUCUCGGGGCGGGGUUUCGUCGCCAGGUCAGCAGAAUGCAGCGCAACAGAGUAGCAGUCGGAUGAUGAAGACGACGCAAAGGGGCAGACCAUUUGCAAAGGACACCCACGACCUCUUUGCUACACUCAUCGUCUCGCUCAACCUCACCACGCACCGGCAGUACUUCAAGAGCUAUCCGAACUCCUUUACAACCGAUGAGGCCGCUGAGAACUUGUCUGCGCUCAAGUUUGCCCAGUCCAAUCGAGCCCCUGAUCCGAACGAACCCUCUCGGGUGGUGACGACAACGACGACAACGACAUUUAGCAUGAGCAGGGACAUGGCCAAGAACAUCUGUCAGCACUUUAUGGACGCUCGGCUCAUCGAGAACGCUGCAGACAUGGCCAGCAGCACCUUCAAGGACAAGGGCAUCUACGUUCUGACGCCAAAAGGUCUUCAUAUUCUCGAGCGCUUCAUCACAAAGAACGGCAUCAAUGGCGAGCAGCUGCUCCCUGUCUUUUCGUCGCAACCAAUCUGCAUGAAGCUGCUCCACCUCGAGCGACGGCCAUCGGACGACGAGCUCAUCAUCAAUGCGCCCAUCGUCGAGGUCAUCUUCCGGCGCUUUGUGGGCAUCAAGCCCAACUACCCGCCAGACUCGGACGGCGAGAGCGAUCCGAAUGAAGUCCAGCCUCUAGAUCGGACAGCAGGCAUUGAGAUGAUGGAUCUGCUGGACAAUGGCACAAAAAAGACCAAAUCGUUGCCGACAAAGUCGAAUCUCCAUCGCCACGUCUUUACGGCCAUUGCCACUCUCGAUUGGCUGUGCGACUUCACCACCAUCUGCGGGCGUGACGAGGCGGCCGAGGUUGCUGCUCAUUUCGUCAGAAUGGGCUUCAUCGAGCUCAUUGCCGAAAAGCCGAGGAAGGAUGGUGAGGUCAACGAUACCGUCGUAGUGCGGGGGGAGGAUUUGAAUGGUGCUGUUAACGAAGGUGCAUUCAGAUGUCACUACAAGGCCAUCUACGGCAUGACGGACCUUGGGAGAGGCGUGGCUCGCUGGCAGGGCUACGAUCCACACAGUCAAAGCCAGCACUACACAUCGAGUGCGAGCUCGAUUCACCACAGAAGUUCGCCCAUCCCUGGCCGAGGCACCGACUCGCCCCACGGCGACGACAGCAGGAGCGUGAAUUCGUCGUCGCAGCAUUAUUAUGAUCUGCGCGGUGCUGUUGGCAAACAGCAGGGUGGCGACUCGUCUUCGCAGGUUGGCGCUCCCUCCAACUCCAGCGGCUCUAUCCAUGACCGCCAGGGCAUCCCCGGCAGGACGAGCGACAAUGAUCGCUCACUCCACCGCCAGCCUUCCACCUCUGAGAAGUUCAGAAAUGAUUAUGCGGGCGCUCACGCAGGUCCGUUCAGCGGGAGCAGUGCAACCGACACAUCAUCGUACAAUUCCCGGGACUCGAAUACAAACCGGCUCAAGCAGAUUCUUGAGGAGCCUGCGCUGCGGUCCCUCUUUCGUGAAUUCCUCAAGGCCAACAUCUGCGAGGAAAACCUCAGCUUCUGGCUCGAUGUACAAGACUUCAAGCGUCGCUUCCACACGACGAGCAGCGCCGUUGCUGUGCGAGGAUCCGGCGAAAGGGAAGGUGCAGCGGCGGGAAACACCAAGCAGGGUGGUGGCGUUGGAGCCGUCGUCAAGAAGCUGGGGCGAAGCCAGACGACGGGCGCAAAGGAGCAGACGCAGUACGGCCUCACGGCCAUGGAACGGCAUCAACAAGAUCUCAUUGCCAUGGCCUUUGUCAUAUACACGACCUACCUCGCCCCGUCGUCCCAGUACGAGCUCAACAUCGAGCACAACAUCCGCCAGGAGCUCGUCAACUACAUGAGCCGGAUCUUGAGCGAGGCCAAGGAUCCAAAGGGCGAGGGUGUCGAGAAGAUCAACGCAAAGGACCUAGCUCAGCGCAUGGCGGCCAAGACACCUGGAUCAGACAUGCGCAAUGGCGCAGCCACUGCAGAUGAUCAACGGUCAGAAGUGCAGGCCGUGGUGCCCAAGGCGCCGAUGCAUGCGUCGCAACUGCAGACGAUGGUGCGCCUGUACGAGCGCAUACAAGACCACAUCUUUCGCCUUAUGGCUACGGACUCGGUACCCCGCUUCAUCAAGACGCCCUCGUUCCAGAGCCUGGUACGAAGCGUCGAGGAGUACUCCGAGGCCCUCGAGUCGGGCCGGGUGGAUCCCCGUGUACACAUGGGUCCGGGCAUUGACAAGUCAGUCGUCGAGGCACUGGAUCUCGGCUCGGGAGGCUCUGGAGGUCCCCCUUCCGAUGUCCCCUAUACAGUGUCACCGCGAAGCCAACGAGUCACGUCGCCCUCGAAGGGCAGCAACAGCCGCUGAGAUCCGCUUCAAUCUUCUUUUUACUUUACCAUUAUUACCCCCAUAAUCAUUCUCCACUGUCUCUCUCUCCUCUCUCUCUUAACCGUUCU
This is a messenger RNA of Acaromyces ingoldii, 2864 nucleotides long. Its product is annotated as regulator of G protein signaling superfamily. The transcript is spliced from 2 exons. NCBI's taxonomy places the organism in Eukaryota, Fungi, Basidiomycota, Exobasidiomycetes, Exobasidiales, Cryptobasidiaceae. The coding region runs from base 409 to 2775 and encodes 788 amino acids. The record is from RefSeq and is a predicted model, not a curated record. Gene Ontology annotation, biological process: intracellular signal transduction.